GUUCAUGUGAAAUUGAAAAAUAAUGACUCUGGCGGUGCCUUUGGAACUUAUUUAUAGUAAAGAGGUUGAUAUAGCUGAUGAGGGGAUUGAUGAAAUGGAAGAGGAAAGUCAGGACUCUCUUCAGAUCGAUGAGAUUGAUUCAAUAAAAUCUCUGAUCCAACAUUUCUCCAGUCGUCAUCUUCAGUCCUCAUGGAAGGUAAUGAGUGAGCACAACGAAUAUUUCUCCUGUUUUCUCCGGACUCAUUAUACUCUUAUUAGAGGAGACGGACCUCUACCUGCACACGUCAGACAUUUCAUCGCUAUCAUGGCGGCAGGUGCACAUAGCUGUUUUCCUCUUGUUGAAUUGCACAAGACUGAGUUGAUAGCUGCUGGUGGACCCAUCUCUUGGCUAGAGCAUGGUCUUUCAGCUGCUUCAGUUAAAGUUCAGAGACUGAGCGAAAUUAAUCGGAUACUCGCUCAUCAACCCUGGACUCUCACGCCUGCACAUAUAGAAGCUAUCACGAGAUCUGGUACUCCUGGAAACUGGUCUCUAUCUGAGCUGGUUUACGCCAUUGUUUUAAUGGCACAUUUUCAUGCAUUCUCAUCUUUCAUAGAAAGCUGUUCUUCAAUGGAGGAGGAUGAUAUUAAAAAUAAAUUUGGAAAACCUACAGUUUCCCCUCAAGAAUUUAAAGAUGAGAACCCGACCCGACCAUUUGAUUGUACAUCACAGAACUGCUCCCCAACCAGGACGAGCGAAAGAGUCAAAUCAUCCUCCAAAGUUUCUAAACAUCCUCAAGGCUUGGAUCAGUUUUCAAAAUCACCACCAUAUGAUUGUAGUAGACCAAAGACUGCAAAGGGAUCCCCAGAGACAGAUUUAGUGGAUACGCUUGUACAGAAAAUGCAGCUGCUGAGAGAAAAGCCGGAACCAGAUAGUGAUGAGCUUGCUGCAACGUUUGACAAGGUAAAAAUGACGAGUGCUGACAUUGGACUUGGAGCUGAGGCUAGACGAACCACACCUGAUCUAAGAAAGUUUGUGACGAACCCUGAUUUCCACUAUGUUGAUUUUGCUCAGAGAGAAUUCAAACAGCAGUUUCCAACUUUUAGAAUACAGGAUUAUAAUUGGGACGAGCAAGGGUUUUCCUUGAUAUCACGGUUUUACGACGACAUUGCACAACUGCUAGACGACAAAUUUAAAACAGCAUACAACAUGACAUAUGGUACAAUGGGGCGGUAUUCGGCCAUUGAUACAUCUAUGUAUAGACGAGCUACAUGGAAUUACAUUCAGUGUCUAUAUGGUAUUCGUUGGGACGACUACGAUUACGCAGAGGUGAAUGAGCUUUUACACAGGUCUCUGAAAGGAUAUGUUAAGACGGCUGCCUGCUACCCGGACCGCUGUUCACGGCAGGAUUACAAACACAUAAUGACAGAUUUUCUGCCAUCCGAGAAAAUUCACGUCUGUUUACUUGUGGCUGAAGCUAAAUUCCAAUCUGAGCUUCUUUAUGCUCUCAAGGCAGUGGCUGUGUAUUUCAGAUCAUAACAAAAAGAAUUUCUCACGGUACAAGUUAUCCUUUUUGUUUGAUUAACAGUAAUAUUCCAAUUUCUAAAAAUUUUAAAAUUAAUUGGAUUGUCGGUGUAACAAACGAAGAGUGAGUGUUCUUGAGGGGAGAAAAUACAGCAAAUCAAAUCAAAUUAAACCAAGUAAAUUCAUCUUAUUUGUGAUUUUUGUCAGUACUUCAUAGACAAAAGUGGCAGGAUCAAUUGCGAAUUCAGAAAGAUUUAAACCACCUUCCUACCUAAAGAUUCUAUUGAAGACCAACUGGGUUACACACAAAGGAUGAGACUGUAAAGACGAUUCAAAACUCUAAAAUAUGACGAUUUUAAGCUUGAUUUUUGGUUUCUGCGCUCAAUUGAGUGUUUUGAUGGUUUACAAAAUGAUUAGGUACAGAAAUAAGCCAGUUUGGGCCUACUAGGAACCCUAAAUACAAGGAAAUAAGCCAGUUUGGGCCUACUAGGAACCCUAAAUACAAGGAAAUAAGCCA
Eurytemora carolleeae is the source of this 2018-nucleotide messenger RNA. RefSeq names its product sestrin-2. Gene Ontology annotation, cellular component: nucleus. Gene Ontology annotation, molecular function: oxidoreductase activity, acting on peroxide as acceptor; L-leucine binding. The coding region runs from base 23 to 1516 and encodes 497 amino acids. The transcript has 15 exons. The record is from RefSeq and is a predicted model, not a curated record. Gene Ontology annotation, biological process: cellular response to L-leucine; positive regulation of macroautophagy; negative regulation of TORC1 signaling. NCBI's taxonomy places the organism in Eukaryota, Metazoa, Arthropoda, Copepoda, Calanoida, Temoridae.